Racocetra fulgida is the source of this 318-nucleotide messenger RNA. The record is from the annotation of a GenBank genome assembly. NCBI's taxonomy places the organism in Eukaryota, Fungi, Glomeromycota, Glomeromycetes, Diversisporales, Gigasporaceae.
AAGAAUAUGAAAUUGAUUUAGGGGAAAAAUUUGAAAGGACUAAAACAGAAACAUUCACACCAGGUUAUCAAUUAGGUAAAAGAUAUAUCGAAUCUUGGAGUGAUGGUACUCAAACCGCAUUUUUCAAAAGAUUUUAUGAAAGUGUACAACGUAUGGAUGCUGUGCAUAUGGUGCAAGAUAAUGUUAAGAAAGUUAUCGAAGUUUGGGUUAAAGGAAGUAAUGGUGGUAGUGGAAAGGGUAGUGGAUUUACGGGAAGUUCUGAUCCUUCUAAUAAUAGUGGCCACCAAAAUAAUGACAAAUCUGAGUCAGAGAAUGAUG